GUGUGUAUUCUACAAUCUUCCGUCGCGAGUGCAGCUGUUGACGGAUAGCAGCUAUGGGAAACGACGAUGAAGCCGUUGAAAUACUGCUGGAGAAGCUAAUGGCUGCUAGCAACUUGGAAACGACGAUCGAAGCUGCCCAGCUACUGCCGAUACUAAAAGCUUUGCUUUGACAUCAAGGCAUUGUACCUCUUCUACUGCUCCAUGACCCCCCCCCCAGCCAGUCCUCUUUUCAGAGGUCAUCCUGAGAACAUAAUCCUGAUCAACCGACAGGCUGCCUUCUGGGGGUUGGUUUGGCUCCAAGACACACCCAGCAGGCUUUGCCCCACAUACCUACAACCACUUUCUGCUGUGGACAUAAGUGUUGUUGGCUUGCAAACACCAUGUCUAAUCCCCCGUAUAACCCAUAUGGGAACCAAAGAAGACCGACAGGGGGAGACUUCCAACAGGUCUCUUCUGUACUGGGGACUGUAUCCAGUCUCAGCUCUCCUGCUAGUCCAUUGCAGACUUCUGACAAGACUUUUCCAGUGCCAGUGCCCAACUAUCAGCCAAUGGAAAGAGCCAGUUUUAAUGAAGAUCUGCAGUGGUCCGUCGACACACAUGUUAGCAGAGCCAGGGAAGAGGUGAGGCUUCAAGGUAAAGCAAUACACCAGCCAUCAGCUCAAGACACUCGCAGACAAGAGUUUAUUUCAGCGAUUGGAAGGACAAGCUCCUACCAAAACCUCAGCAGAAAUUCUGGCAACGAAAGCAACAACAGUGUCGGCUCCUUAAACUGUUUGUCCAGCUACAGCCGAGCCACAGCUGACAAAGCCUCUGUUCAUUGUCCAUCAUCAACUCUUGCUGGCUACUCUGUGUUCAAUGUAUCCAGUGAGGGUCAACGAGACUUUCACUCUAUUCCAGGUUUAGAUAUUGACAGGCCAAACAUGGCCCAAACUGGCGCCGCUUAUGAGCACACUAAGCCUAAAUAUACAUUCGAGUCAGCGACCAACAUUCUUUUGCAGUUUGGACUUGAAAAGGAGGACUUGGAACAUCUCAUCGCCUACUCAGAAGACCAAAUCACCCCUGCCAACUUACCGUUCAUCCUGCGCCAAAUCCGCAUUCAGAAGAACAAAAAGGCCUCGGAUGCAGAUCGGCCCAAAGCAAUCCCUGAACCUGCGCUCACUGGUGGCUCAGGCGGUCUGACCAGUUGGGGUGGUUCAGGAAUGAUUGGGUUGGACCAUGGAGAUGCAGCAUCUCUUUUUCUCCAGAGGAGUAAAGUCAUUGACUACGGUCAUACACACAAAUACAAUUGCAGGAUUGGGGAGGAUGCUGCGAGUGUAGCUAAAGGAGCUGAGGACGACACUUUGUUGAUGAAUCACAAUUUGGAUAGAGGCACUCGCACUGAAGCGCCGGCACAGCAGGUUGGAAAAAGUGCAUGCCAGGACCAGGCAAGUGCGGGAUCAUCUUUGAGCUCCACACUGACUCAAAAAAGUAAUAUUGCAGUGAUAGCAGCACAGACCCAACCAAUGCAGACUCAAAAAUCCAUGUUCACUACUUUCUCUAAAGACAAUGGCAUUGGAGAUAAUCCAUCUCUAGCCCCGAAAGCCAGGCCUCUUAUACAGGCGGUGGCUGACCUCAAAACUACCAUAAAACCACAACCGCUAUCCACUCAGUUUCGUGAUGUCCAUCCUAGCAGACCUGUCCUCUCUUCAGAUACUGCCAGUUGCACCAGUGAGCAGCCUAAAAGUCAAGGUGUAGUUGGUGCAAAGCAGGUCAAAAACCUUGAAACCAAGCAGCAACAGCAGAAGAAGAAUUUGGAGAAAGCACAGCCAACAAAAAAAGACAAUAAGCAGCAACCAGUGCUCCAGAAGCAGCAGGUUCUCAAAGACCAGGCCAAGCAGAAAUUCACACAGCUACCCUGUCUGUUAAGAAAGCAGAUGUGUAUGCCAGUUUCCAUGCCGCCUGCGUUACACAUUCCCAGCCUCAGCAUGGCCGCGUUUCCCGCGGGUCAAAGCUCUGGCAGCAAACCUCACCCCCAGGCUUCCCCAGCGCAGACUGUGGUCUCAAAAGGCGGACCGACGACAUCGAUGGUGCAAGACUAUAGUGCGGUAACGCCCAGCGUGUUUCCACACACGUGUGUUCUGUGUUACAAAGAGUGCGCGCUCAUUGAGGAUUGGAUCGCUCACCAAAAUACAACACUUCACCUUGAAAACUGCAAAGUCUUUCGAAAGCAGUUUCCAAAUUGGGAUGGAGAUUUGCUUAGUGUCUCUGAUGAAAAAAGGCAGAAGACGUCCACGUCCACAUCACAGUCUCACCAUAAGAAAAGCCAGCGUAAGAGUCGCUCAUCUUCCUGUUCUCGCAGUCCUCGGCAUCGUCGCCGUUCGAACAACCGAAGAGACAAGAGGAGUGACUCCCGUUCACGUUACAACUCCAGAUACAGUCACAGGUCUCGUUCACGCUCGAGAAGCUAUGAGAGGCACCACUCUCUGCCCAGAAGUCAGGAAUGGCACUCGUCUUCACCGGAGAAGAGGAGCAACAGACUGUCGUCUUCCCGUAGAAGCCGGGAUCGGUACUCAUCGCUGAGAAGCCGCGAGAGGCGGUCGUCGACACCAACCCAGCGCAAUAAACGAUCGUCACCCAAAAGAUACCGUGAGUGGCGAUCCCCAUCGCACAGCCGGCGAAGCAAACGGUCUUCAUCUAAAAUAGGUCGUGAGAGGCGAUCUUCAUCGCAAAGCCCGCGUAAUAAACGCUCAUCACCCAAGAGAAGCCGCAAGAGGCGAUCGUCAUCGCAGAGCCAGGGAAGCAACAGCUCGUCAUCAUCAAGAAGUCGUGAGAGGCAAUCCUCGUCGCCGGGCCAACGCAAUAAACGCUCAUCAACCUAUAGAAGCGACAAGAGACGUUCUUCCCCCAGAAGGAACCAUGAAGGUAAUGCAGAGGGACUUGCCAAAAAACUUCUGAAAUCAUCAGCUGUCCAGUCUUUGUCAAAGCAGUCCGACAUGGAGGCUGUGGUUAAAACUCUUGCCCCGGCCUUGUUGGCUGAACUGGCCAAAAUGAAGUCACCCCUUUCCAAAGGAGGCACCUCCUCUUCACAGUCCACUGCAGCCACAAAGAAAUCUGCUGCCUGCUCCUCAGAAGCAGCCAACAAAAAGGGCGCAAAAGCGACAGUCAGCAAGCAAAAAGAUUCAUCUGCAAAGAAUAAGCCUGGUGAAACCUCUGCUCCAACCUUUGUGACGCUUGAAGGAAUUGUUCUGGAUCUUACUUAUGGUGACAUGGUGGCCGCCGCUGAGCAGUACGGGAAAAUCAAAUCACUUGUUCUCUUUCGCGCCAGACGGCAGGCAGUGGUUUGUUAUGAGAAAAAAGAAGAUGCAGAAAAAUUUCGGGACAUAAAAAACUUUGAACUGAAAGGAUUUCAAAUCACUGUAAUGGAAGAAAAGGGGACUCUCUCUAAGAAGAAUCCACAAAAAAAACCUGAUGCCUCAAACAGUGUCUCUACCACUCAGACAUCUAAAUCCACUAGCACUCCCUCUACAAAACGUGCUGUACUUUCUGCAGAAAUGUUGGUCUCCAAAGCAAAGAAUGUCUCAUGCAAGCAGGUCACCAAGACGGUGAAAGGACCUAAGAAGAAAGAUCCAGUAAAAACAAAGUUAAAAACUACCUUCACUGUUAAGUCAGCUCAAGGGUCAAAGGUUAUUAGAGAAGCACCCAAGUGUGAAACUCUAAAAAGUGUUGCAUCAGGAACUGCCCUUAAAAAAGAGGAGGAGCCAUCGAAAUGUAGAACUGCAGAAAAGCAACUCACUCUUAAGGUCUCAUCUGAGCUGAUUGCCAUCAGAGAGCAAAACACACAACCAAAAGUGGUCGAUGCGGGACCAGCAAGCGUGACAGAAUCUCAAAGACACCAGACCACACAACCGGAAGCAGCCAAUGCUGGACCAACAAGUGUUACAGAACCUCCAAGAGAUCAGACCACACAACCGGAAGCAGCCACUGUUGGACUAGCAAGCUUGACCAAACUUCUAAAAGACCAUACCACUACGGCCGAGACGGCAUCACCAGAAGAAGCUGAUGUUCGACCAACAAGGGUGAAAGAACCUCCAAAAGCGCCAUUUACACAACCAGAAAUGGCCAAUGUCGCACGAGCAAGCAUGCCAGAACCUCCAAGAGACCACACCGCCAAGGCCAAGACCACUCCACCAGAAGCAGCUGAUGUAGGAAGGGCAACCUUGGCAUGUUCGCCAGAGCAAGCAGGGGCUCCAAAAUCCGAGUUUCCAGAACCAAUGGUAGUGGACACUUACACAAAGACCGAGCCACAACCUGACAAAAGUGUGAAAAACCAGCAAAAUACCAAGCUGCUAGUGGAAUCAGCAGUUCCACCGGCAGCCCCCAAAAGGGAUUUACUAAUUAAUUGUCAAGGUGAAGCUGAUGGGGACACAAAGCUAACACAUACACGAGACAAAAAACAAGAACAGAAGCAACAAGCAACAGCAUCCAAGACUCCACCUAAGGCAGCAGUGGUGCAGGAUGUGAUGUCAUCACACAGCGCUGAGGCUGCAGCCACACUCACCAUUGGAGAGAUGAUGGAACAAAAUCUGCUUCCAAAAAGAUUCGUAAUCAGGGAUGGAGAUUUGCUUAAUGUCUCUGAUGAAAAAAGGCAGAAGACGUCCACGUCCACAUCACAGUCUCACCAUAAGAAAAGCCAGCGUAAGAGUCGCUCAUCUUCCUGUUCUCGCAGUCCUCGGCAUCGUCGCAGUUCGGACAACCGGAGAGACACGAGGAGUGACUCCCAUUCACGUUACAACUCCAGACACAGUCGCAGGUCUCGUUCACGCUCGAGAAGCUAUGAGAGGCACCACUCUCUGCCCAGAAGUCAGGAACGGCACUCGUCUUCACCGAAGAAGAAGAGCAACAGACUGUCGUCUUCCAAUAGAAGCCGGGAUCGGUACUCAUCACUGAGAAGCCGCGAGAGGCAGUCUUCUUCGCCAACCCAGCGCAAUAAACGAUCGUCACCCAAAAGAUACCAUGAGAGGCGAUCUUCAUCGCGUAGCCCGCGCAAUAAACGCUCAUCACCCAAGAGAAGCCGCAAGAGGCGAUCUUCAUCGCAGAGCCAGGGAAGCAACAGCUCGUCAUCAUCAAGAAGUCGUGAGAGGCAAUCCUUGUCGCCGGGCCAACGCAAUAAACGCUCAUCAACUUAUAGAAGCGACAAGAGACGUUCUUCCCCCAGAAGGAGCCAUGAAACUAACGCAGAGGGACUUGCUAAAAAACUUCUGAAAUCAUCAGCUGUCCAGUCUUUGUCAAAGCAAUCCGACAUGGAAGCUGUGGUUAAAACUCUUGCCCCGGUCUUGUUGGCUGAACUGGCCAAAAUGAAGUACCCCCUUUUCAAAGGAGGCACCUCCUCUUCACAGUCCACUGCAACCGCAAAGAAAUCUGCUGCCUGCUCCUCAGAAGCAGCCAACAAAAAGGGCGCAAAAGCGACAGCCAGCAAGCAAAAAGAUUCAUCUGCAAAGAAUAAGCCUGGUGAAACCUCUGCUCCAACCUUUGUGACGCUUGAAGGAAUUGUUCCGGAUCUUACUUAUGGUGACAUGGUGGCCGCCGCUGAGCAGUACGGGAAAAUCAAAUCACUUGUUCUCUUUCGCGACAGAUUGCAGGCAGUGGUUUGUUAUGAGAAAAGGGAAGAUGCAGAGAAAUUUCGGGACAUAAAAAACUUUGAACUGAAAGGAUUUCCAAUCACUGUAAUGGAAAAAAAGGGGUCUUUCACUAAGAAGAAUCCUCAAAAAAAACCUGACGCCUCAAACAGUGUCUCUACCACUCAGAUAUCUAAAUCCGCUUGCACUCCCUCUACAAAACGGGCUGUACUUUCUGCAGAAAGGUUGGUCUCCAAAGCAAAGAAUGUCUCAUGCAAGCAGGUCACCAAGACGGUAAAAGGACCUAAGAAGAAAGUUCCAGUAAAUAAAAGGUUAAAAACGACAUUCACUGUUAAGUCAGCUCAAGGGUCAAAGGUUAUUAGAGAAGAACCCAAAUGUGAAACUUUAAAAAGUGUUGCAUCAGGAACUGCCCUUAAAAAAGAGGAGGAGCCAUCGAAAUGUAGAACUGCAGAAAAGCAACUCACUCUUAAGGUGUCGUCUGAGCUGAUUGCCAUCAGAGAGCAAAACACACAACCAAAAGUGGUCGAUGCGGGACCAGCAAGCGUGACAGAAUCUCAAAGACACCAGACCACACAACCGGAAGCAGCCAAUGCUGGACCAGCAAGUGUUACAGAACCUCCAAGAGAUCAGACCACACAACCGGAAGCAGCCUCUGUUGGACUAGCAAGCUUGACCAAACUUCUAAAAGACCAUACCACCACGGCCGAGACCGCAUUUACAGAAGCAGCUGAUGUUCGACCAACAAGGGUGAAAGAACCUCCAAAAGCGCCAUUUACACAACCAGAGAUGGCCAAUGUCGCACGAGCAAGCAUGACAGAACCUCCAAGAGACCACACCGCCAAGGCCAAGACCACUCCACCAGAAGCAGCUGAUAUAGGAAGGGCAACCUUGGCAUGUUCGCCAGAGCAAGCAGGGGCUCCAAAAUCCGAGUUUCCAGAACCAAUGGUAGUGGACACUUACACAAAGACCGAGCCACAACCUGACAAAAGUGUGAAAAACCAGCAAAAUACCAAGCUGCUAGUGGAAUCAGCAGUUCCACCGGCAGCCCCCAAAAGGGAUUUACUAAUUAAUUGUCAAGGUGAAGCUGAUGGGGACACAAAGCUAACACAUGCACGAGACAAAAAACAAGAACAGAAGCAACAAGCAACAGCAUCCAAGACUCCACCUAAGGCAGCAGUGGUGCAGGAUGUGAUGUCAUCACACAGCGCUGAGGCUGCAGCCACACUCACCAUUGGAGAGAUGAUGGAACAACAUCUGCUUCAAAAAAGAAUCGUAUGCCUCAAAAAGAAAACCUGCAUUUCAACAAGGUUUCGGUCACUCAACAAGACGCAGCUGUUGAUCACGCACCUGCCCAUAUAUGACGGUUCCUACAGUGAGGAAGACAUUGCCCGGUUGUUGGAACCGUUCGGAUUUAAGUAUUCGGACAAGAAAAUCUACGUUAUUCCUCAAACGUGCAUGGCGUUUGUUCAGAUGGAGAACGCAAAGGAUGUUCUGGCUGCUUACGUCGCCAGCAGGAACAAAACAUUUGCACUUGAAGGCUGUAGUAAUAAACUGCAACUGCAUGUGUUGGGUACAUAUGUCUCCAUGUUGCCGGAUGGUUUUUACCAAUCGCUGAUGGCUAUAAUGAAUUAUCCUGUGAAUGACUUUACGUCGAGAACCAUCUUCAUCAAGAACAUCUCUCCAAGUGAGACUAUUAGCCUCCGGGAAGAUUUAAGGAAGAUAGGCUUUGUCAAAAACUUCCUGCCUCUCCUUAGCAAGCUAUUUGUUGAGUUUGAGUCUGAUUGUGAUGCUGAUCGCUUCGGAGUGUGGUGCUCUUUGCUGAAUCGGUGUCCUGCCUACGAAAUCUACAGGCUGUGGUGUCCUGAAAUAAAAUGCCCUGCUCCACUACCAAUGCUUCCUGAGAAAGCCAUGCUAGACAGCAGUUUGGCGGUUGCCUGGGCAACUCUUCCUACAUUAGAGUUCAGUGUUCCGGAAGGAAGCUACUCUCCAUUCUUCCUGACCAUAUCACAGAAACCCUACCUGUUCCCAACAACAUCUUGCUGGUUUAGUAUCCCAGAGUUUCUGACUAUCACAGAAGAAGCUGACAUUAAUGAGGCUGAGCGUCGAGAUGUGACAGCUCCAACGAUCAUGUUGACAGGUUUUAAUGCAGACUAUAGUUACGAGCAAGUGGCCAAGCUGGUGUGGCCAUAUAUUUCCCAGAAGGACCUUCAGUCUCUGUACUACAACGUGAUCGUGCUGCCAACCCAGAGGAGGAGCUUUGUACAUUUCAGUGAAUGGAGCGCCUGCUGCCGAUUUCUCAACAGUCACUUAAAAACGGAAGUGUUGGACCAAACCGAAAAACUCUCUGUGCACUUUGUCCUGUCACCCAUGUGUCCAGAAAGCAGCGAGGAGAACUUGUACAAAAGUCUGAUGCAGCUGAGCAAUGCUCGCGUUGGACAAGUGGAGACGUUGGCCGAGCGCCUGCUUUGUGUGAAUGUCUCCUGGCUCAACGAGUACAUUGUUAAACAAGUAUUAGAUGUUGUCACAUCUCAUGCAGAAGUUGUCAACUUCCUGCCUCUGGAUAAUCGGAUAUGCAUCGAAAUGGCCGACACUACAGGCGUUAAGUGUGUGGAGGAGAAAUCCAAUGAUUUGUCAACAAAAUUGCAGUGUGAAGUUAAAGGCUUUGAGAGUGUAAAUACCUUGAAAAGGCGUCUGAUGGAUCACAGUGUGAUUACAUUGUGCCCUGAGACGGACAGGAAGAAAGUCAGCUUCCAGGCUGCUGUGUGCUCCACGGUUACUGCUGCUCCAUCAGCUUUCCCUGAAAGAACAACAAAGGUGGCACAACAACAAACUAAGGCUAAAGAUGACGUUUGGAAAACAGUGGCCCAUGAGGAAAAGCAAAUGACUUCAAAAGUGGAAGAUGGAGCACCGGGAGCCUCAGUGGGUCCUUAUACUGCUCCCUGCCGUCUAAAAAGAGACAACACAGGGGUGGACUUUACUGAAGACCGCAUUCCUCCUUCGGCACUGAUUUGUGAACCUUUCAAAAUAGAUGACUUUGUUACGGUGGAUGAAGUUGGGGAGGAAAAAGCCCAAACAAGUUCUACUGAGCUCUCCUCCAACUUGACUUCUAAACAAACCAACACCAGAACCUCAAAAGAGUCAAUGAGUUCUGAAUGCCCCUUAUCCUCCACAAGAACCUCAUCCAAAUGCAAUCCAUCUUCUCAUUCAAUGUCUCAAAAGUCAAAAAGCUCCUUCAAACCUGAAGAGUUAAAGGCUGAAUCUCAAAAAGAUAGAAUGAUAACUGUCGCAACCAAGGAAAACGUUCAAGUGCUGGACAGCGUGAGUGAUGAAGAGAAACCUUCCUCAGAAGACUGCAGACUCAAAGAGCUUAAUAUCUCUGGAGAUGGUGCCACUGAGGUCCAAGUAACUCCAGAGCAGCAUCCCAUCAGACAAUUUGAAAAUGACACAAAACAAAUUUGCAACGAAGAGGAGACUUCUCCACAAGUUGACACACCCAGAAAUCUAGAUGAAGCAAACAAAUAUAUUUUCAUUUCUCCUCUAAAAGACAAAGGAGACGAGCAGAAGACAAACAGGAAAGAUGAUAAAGAGGUGAUAGCAGAAUCCUGUCAAACAAACAAAAACGACAAUGAAAAACACUCUCGAGGUACCUCGGGUAGCCUGCUCUGUAAAAAAGACCCUAUGACUUCACUAGAAGAAGAAGCGGCAGCAUACCAGGUGAUUGAUUCUGUGGAAGAGCAGCCAACUUCCACCAAGAAUAAGGCAGACAGUGAGCGUGGGGUGACUUCUUCAAGCAGAGCAUCCAAGAGAGAAGAACAUGAGUCUUCAAAAACGCAUCAGGCUGGGGUAAAGGACCCCACCACCUCCGAACCUCCUAAAGCUGAGCAGAAGUACCAGGUUGUUGAUUAUAUCCAAGUUCAACAGUCUAGCAGCAGAUUGACACCCGAUAGGAGGAGGAGGAGCACUCGAGGGAAGACCCAGGGUCCAACCAUAAAGGAUGAGGAGACCACUUUCCACAUCUUAGACUCUGUUGACACUGAGACAGUACAAGAAGAAACCAGCAUCACAACCAGAUCCAGCAGAGGAAAAAGAGGAAGGCCGCCAACAAAAGAUGCCCCUAGUGGGAAAAGAGGUCAUGAAGAAAUGACACCAACGAGGAAAAGGACAAGAACUUCACAGGAAACCACCAGAAUAGAAACACCAACCAAGAAAAUUGAGCCUGUCCACAAAGACAAACAGAAGAGUCCCCCAGCUACGAGAGGAAGGGGAAGACCUAAGAAAUCAGUCGAAACCACUAAAAGUGAAGAUGACCGCUUAGACGCUGGUGAUGAAGAAGAAGCCACAUUCACGGUCCUGGACUGUUUGGAAGAUGAGAUGCUCCAUGAUGAAGGUCCAGCCAAAGAAGGUGGUGGUGGUGAUGAUGAGAAAGAGGGUAAAGAUAAUUAUGUGGGAACAUCACAACAUACUAAGUGCACUCAACCACACCACCAGCCAAGACAUUCGUUUCCUUCCUCUUCAGAAGAUAACACAACCUUGUUGACAGUGGAUAAGGUGGGAGAAGUUGAUGACAAAGCAUUCCGACCCAACUGGAGAGGCACAUUGAUCUCUGGUGAGCAUCAUCAGGAUGUCUGCUUAGAAAAGAAGGAACAAGAUGCUUGUGAUGAAGAGGAAGCAGCCACAUUCCAGGUCCGGGAUUCAGUGGAGGAAGAGCCCCAAUGUGAUCACAAUAGUCCUAAGAAGGAUGUGACUGACCACCAACAUGAGGAGGAAGAGUCAAAUAAGAUCAUGGAUUCUUGGAAAGAAGAUCCAGCUGUAAAAAAACCUUCAGACGGUGAUGAUAAGGAGGACAAAGAUGAGGCUGAAGAAACAUCCUGCCAUGCAAAACGCACUCGACAACACUACCAGACAAGACAAAUUCUUUCUUCCCCUUCGAAAGACAACACAAACAUGGUGACGUUGGAUAAGGUGGGAGAGGUUGAUGACGAAGAAGCGUCCCCGCCCAAAUUGAGAGGCAGAGCCAAAAAAAGUAGACUGACUUCUGGUGAGCAUCAUCAUUAUGCUUCCUUAAAACCUGAAGAAUGCACUGUCGAUGAGGAAGAAUCCACAUUCCAGGCCCUGGAUUCUUUAGAGGAAAAGACGCUCCAUGAUCACAAAAGUCCAAAGGAGGACAUGCUUGACAAUCGACAUGAGAAGGAAGGUGCGUCUCGAGUUGUAGAUUGUAUGAAUGAAGAUCCAUCCAAGAAACAGCCUUUAAGUGGUGAUGAUGAUGAUGAUGAUGAGAAAAGGGCCAAAGAUAAAGCUGGGGAAACAUCACAACAUGCUAAACGCACUCGACAAAAACGCCAGACAAGACCCCCUUUCUCUUCCUCUUCUGAAGAUGAUACAAGCUUGGUAAAAUUGGAUAAGGUGGGAGACGUUGAUGAAGAAGCAUCCCUGACCAACAGGAGAGGCAGAGCCAAAACGAGAAGCAGGAUGACUUCUGGUGAGCAUCAUCGUGAUGUGUCCUUAGAAAAGAAAGAACCAAAUGCUGGUGGUGAAGAAGAGGCCACAUUCCAGGUCCUGGAUUCUGUGGAGGAAGAGACGCUCCAUGAUCACAUUAGUCCAAAGUCCACUGACAACCCACUUGAGGAAGAGUCCAAUGCUAUGGAUUGUUUGAAUGAAGGUCCUGCUGAAGUAGAGCCUUUAGAUGGUGAUGAAAAGGAGAGUCAAUAUGAAGGUGUGGAAACAUCACAAUGUACUAAGCGCACUCGACAGGGACGCCAAAAAAAAACAAAAAACUUAGUGACUCAGGACAAGAUGGGAGAGGUUGAACGGGAAGAGCCUGAUGAAGUUGCCAACUGGAGAGGCAGAGCCAAGAAAAGGAGCAGACUGACCUCUGGUGAGCAUCAUCAUGAUGCUUCCUUAGAAAAAGAACAAAAUGCUUGCGAUGAAGAAGAGGCCACAUUCCAGGUCCUUGAUUCUGUGGAGGACGAGACGCUCCAUGAUCACAAAAGUCCAAAGAAAGAUAUGACUGACAACCAACUUAAGAAGGAAACAACAGAUAUUAUGGAUUCUUUGAAUGAAGGUCCAGCUGAAGUACAGCCUUCAGGUGGUGAUGAAAAGGAGAUUCAAGAUGAAGAUGUGGAAACAUCACAAUGUACUAAGCGGACUCGUCGAGGACGCCCGAAAAAAACCCCAAGGUUAGUGACUCAGGACAAGGUGGGAGAGAUUGAACGGGCAGAGCCUGAAGAAGUGCCCAAAUGGAAAGGUAGAGCCAAAAAGAGAAGUAGACCGACCUCUGGUGCACUUUGACUUCUAGUUU
Nerophis ophidion (straightnose pipefish) is the source of this 11913-nucleotide messenger RNA. RefSeq lists its product as uncharacterized. Gene Ontology annotation, molecular function: RNA binding. The transcript has 35 exons. The record is from RefSeq and is a predicted model, not a curated record. The coding region runs from base 381 to 11903 and encodes 3840 amino acids. NCBI's taxonomy places the organism in Eukaryota, Metazoa, Chordata, Actinopteri, Syngnathiformes, Syngnathidae.